UGCUCAUGACGGGCGACGUGAGAGGAGAGAGAUGAAGUAAACUCGGACUUUUUCCACCGUUCAAACCGAAAAUAAAAUUAAAAGAACAACUAUUUUUGGCUCUGCUGAGCGGCUACAUGGAGCUUGUUUUAUAAGUGUCUGUACUCAGAGAGCGGGGAGGCAUUUCGUCGAGUUUUUAAAGACUUUCGGCUGCUGGAGGGAAGUUUAAAUCCAGGUGUUGGUCGGAGGAAAGGUGAGCCGGCUGUCACUUCGGUUUUCCUGACUUCCCUGUUUGUUAACGCGAAAACAAAGUGGGUUGAUGCUACUUUUUUAUCUAGUAAGAUUGUAUCUGCUUGUUCGGUUGUAGUAUUUCGCCGUCCUGCUCUGAACUCCGCUCAGCAGCAUGUCAGACAAGUGCUUCGCAGCGUAACCAGUCCAUCCAGCUCGACGGGGAGUCACGACGGCUACUUCUCUGACUUCCAGGUAAACCGCUGACCAGGUUUGCCGCACCUCCAGAGUUUCCCUGAAGCGGCCACUUGGACAAUAAUGGCUGGUUUUGGCAAUGUCCACAUGAAAACCCUGGAGGACCUGACGCUGGACUCCGGCUACGGGGCGGGGGACUCCUGCAAAUCCCUCAGCCUGUCCUCCUCCAAGUCCAACUCGCAGGCCUUCAUGACGGCCCCUCACCGGGGGAACUGGUGGUACUACUCCGGCUCCAUGAACAGCAGGAACAACAGCUGGGACACGGUCAACACUGUCCUGCCCGAAGACCCGGAGGACAUCUUCUCCAAGUGCCCCCGCUUACCUGACUUGGAAGAGUUCCCCUGGACGGAGGAGGAGGUGGCCAAGAUCCUGCGCAAAGUGGCCGAGAGUGGGAGCGUGAAAUGGGGGCCUCCACCUGUGUUCUCCUCGGAGGCUGUGAGGCGGCUGUCCGCUCUCCUCCGCAGGGCUCUGAUCCGCAUCUCCAGAGAGGCUCAGCGGCUCAGUGUCAUGCACUGCCGCUGCACACGCUUCGAGGUGCAGAGCGCCAUGAGGCUGGUGCUCAGCUGGGCUCUGGCCGACCACUGCGUCUCUGCUACGGUCAAGGCGAUCUCCAUGUACAGUAUGAGCGCCGGCGAGCUGCUGAGGAAAGGCAAGUCCGCCCGCUGCGGCCUGUCCUUCUCCGUGGGACGCUUCUUCCGCUGGAUGGUGGACACACGCAUCUCCGUGCGCAUCCACGAGUACGCAGCGAUAUGCCUGACUGCAUGCAUGGAGGCUCUGGUGGAGGAGAUAGGAGCCCGGGUGCUGAUGGCCGAGAGGGGUCAUUCAGGGCCGGAUUCGGGGUCAGGAUGCGCCCCGGUGAGUGCAGAGGCCUUGGAGGGGGUGGUGAACAAUGACGCGGAGCUGUGGGGAGUCCUGCAGCACUACGAGCACCUGAUCUGCGGGAAGAACGCCAAUGGUGUUCUGUCUCUCCCGGCCCAUUUCAGUCCCUACACAGAGAACCAGCAGACAUCUGUGGACAGCAGGGAGGAUGCUUAUGCCCAACUGGAGCUGAGGACACUGGAACAGUCCCUGUUGGCUACCUGUGUGGGCAGCAUCUCCGAGCUCAGUGACUUGGUAUCCCGUGCAAUGCAUCACAUGCAGCGUCUGAGUUCAGUACGUCCAGGGUUGAGCCCUGCCCGCCAUGCCCGUCCCCAGCAGCCCGUGUCCUGGUCGCCUGACGCCCUCCACACCCUUUACUACUUCCUGCGCUGCCCACAAAUGGAGUCCAUGGAGAAUCCCAACUUAGAUCCCCCACGCAUGGCACUUAGCAAAGAGAGGCCUUUUCUGUUGCUGCCACCUCUGAUGGAGUGGAUGAGAGUAGCCAUAGUCCAUGCUGAGCAUCGCAAGAGUCUAUUGGUGGACAGCGAUGAUGUCAGACAGACCGCCAGGCUUCUCCUCCCGGGACUGGACUGUGAGCCAAGACAGCUGAAGCCUGAGUGUUGCUUUAGCUCCUUCAAGCGUCUGGACUCCAAAGCUGCCACAGAUAAGUUCCACCUAGAUUUGGGUUUUCGGAUGCUCAACUGUGGUCGCACAGAUCUCAUUGGUCAAGCCAUCGAUCUGCUGGGGCCGGACGGGGUCAACAGCAUGGACGACCAGGGUAUGACCCCUCUGAUGUACGCCUGCGCAGCUGGAGAUGAGGCCCUUGUCCAGAUGCUGAUCGAUGCUGGGGCCAACCUCGACGUAGCGGUUCCACCAUGCUCUCCAAAGCACCCCUCUGUGCAUCCUGAUAGCCGACACUGGGCAGCCCUCACCUUUGCAGUGUUGCAUGGACACAUCUCUGUAGUGCAGCUCCUGUUGGAUGCAGGGGCCAAUGUGGAGGGGGCAGCAGUCCGCAAUGGUCAGGAGAAUACGGCAGACACCCCGUUGCAGCUGGCUUCAGCAGCAGGCAACUAUGAGAUGGUGAGUUUGCUCCUGGCACGAGGCGCCGACCCCUUAUCUAAGACCCAUGAUGGAAAUGCUCUUACAUCAUCUCUCUAUGAAGACAUGAACUGCUUCAGUCAUGCUGCUGCACACGGACACAGGAACGUGCUGAGAAAGCUACUGACUCAGCCCCAGCAAAUCAAAGAGGAUGUCCUGUCUCUGGAGGAGAUCUUAGCUGAGGGGGUGGAAGAUGAGGUUGCUGGGAUGUGCCCUUUCCUCCCCCUCUCCCCCCUGCCAACCACUCCCAACGGUCCUGCGGCCAUGCCAGAGGUUGGAAUGCCAAGGCUCUGCAAAGCCAGGAUGAAGGCUCUGCAAGAAGCAAGCUACUACAGCGCUGAACAUGGCUACCUGGAUGUCACCAUGGAGCUACGUGCUAUGGGUGUACCGUGGAAACUACAUGUGUGGCUGGAGUCUCUUCGUUGUGCCCAGCAGCAGUCCAGAGCAGGGGUCACCCUCUCCCUCCUCAGGGAGUUCGCCACAAUCCGAGAAGAGGACUACUGUGAGGAGUUGGUCACCACCGGCCUGCCGCUUAUGUUCAACAUCUUGCGUACCACCAAGAAUGAUGCCAUUAUACAGCAGUUGGCAGCUAUUUUUAGUCACUGUUUCGGCCCAGCACCCCUUCCUGCCGUUCCCAAAAUGAAGGCAACUCUUUCAGCACAGUUGGACCCUCAUUUCCUGAAUAACCCAGAGAUGUCAGAUGUGACAUUUGUGGUGGAGGGGAAACCAUUCUAUGGACACAAAGUUCUACUGAUUACUGCUUCUGACAGAUUCAAGUCUCUGCUGGCGUCCUCUGGGACAGAUGGAAGCCCCAACAAGGAGAUUGAGAUCAGCGAUGUCAAGUACAACAUUUUCCAGAUGAUGAUGUCAUACUUGUACUGCGGAGGAACAGAGUCGCUGAAAACUAAUGUGCCUGACUUGUUGGAGCUGCUGUCAGUUGCUUGUCUGUUCCAGCUGGGGGCUCUACAAAGACACUGUGAACUCAUCUGCUCGCAGCACAUCAACCUGGAUAAUGCAGUCAGCAUCUACAAGACAGCCAAGGUGCACAGCUCAGUGGAGCUGGGCUCAUUCUGUGAAGGCUACUUCUUGCAGCAGAUGCCUGCCCUGCUGGAAAGAGAGGGCUUCAGGAGCCUGCUGCUGGGACCCCCCGGAGUCCGACAAGGGAACAAUUCCAUUUCUACGCUGGCUCACAGUCGGGGUGACUCACCUCUGGAGGAGCUGGAGGCGACUCUGGCUCAACGGAUACGCUCUCUCUAUGUCACUUCUCGAGUCUGAGGACAACAUGGCAGAUGCUGCAGAGAGAGGACAAAAAUAAAUGGAAGAAUGUGGCAGUUGCAGUGGAAGUUUCAACUUAUCACAUCUGAUUCUCUCUGUUAAGGAGCAUCUUCCAUAAUACUCUGACACUGGGGUGCAGAUCAGUGAGUAGCUUGGCAGCAGUUUGCUCUGUGGACAAUUCAGUGUUUCAUGUUUUAUGCCAAAGCAAUCCAUCCUGACAGUUAUUGUAAUGUACAGCAUGUUUAUGAAGAAGAAAAAAGGAUGUGAUGCUUUUCUCCAAAGCUCAGGAAGCUUAAACGGAGAAGCAACAGAUGGAUGCAACAAGUGGCAACUCUGAAAAAUGAGACAACACUGCCCUCUAAUGGACAAUACUGGUAAAAUAAGUAAUUGCCUUGGACGAUUGGGAUCCGUGGCAGCCUCCUGGUUCUGACUGGAGCUUUGUAAAGUUACACUAGACUGAAGCAUCUGUUCAUGUGAGGUGGUCGAGCUGGAGUUUUCAUAAUGCAGAGUGGGAGGAAGGAGUCAGCCUCAGUGCCUCCUACAUUGAUGUAAGCUUUGGAUUAAGUGUAUUUUUUUUUUUUUUUUUUUAAAUGUAAUUGUGUUUUUAUUUUUCCUUUUUUUUCUUUUUUUUUUAAAAGUAUGACCAGAGAAACAAAACACUUACUGAAGAAUGGGAUGGACAUUUUCUAUUUAAUGGGGAAAAAAACAGAUGUGAGAGUAUUUAAUGGGGGUGUUCCCUUUUUAUUUUGUUUUUAACCCAAGCAAAUAAUUAUUGUUUUUAAAAAAUGCUUCUGUUGUUUUUCCAGGUACACUAACAGUUUAUUAAGCUUAUGUAUGCUGAGGUUUAAUGCUUCUUCACAGGUACAGCAGCGGCAGAUCCCAACAAGGGAUUUGGACAACAAAAAACUGUUUUAAUGCUGAAUAUUCUAAUAAACCUGGUAAACAUA
Molecule: messenger RNA, 4640 nt
Organism: Amphiprion ocellaris (clown anemonefish)
Lineage: Eukaryota; Metazoa; Chordata; Actinopteri; Pomacentridae
Gene: abtb2b
Product: ankyrin repeat and BTB (POZ) domain containing 2b
Exons: 17
Coding region: 526-3693 (1055 amino acids)
Molecular function (GO): protein heterodimerization activity
Source: RefSeq, a predicted model, not a curated record